Messenger RNA from Bacidia gigantensis, 993 nucleotides. RefSeq lists its product as uncharacterized. Lineage: Eukaryota; Fungi; Ascomycota; Lecanoromycetes; Lecanorales; Ramalinaceae. Gene Ontology annotation, molecular function: kinase activity. The transcript has 6 exons. The record is from RefSeq and is a predicted model, not a curated record. Bases 1 to 993 code for a protein of 330 amino acids.
AUGGACUCCCUCGUCGCUGUCGGUGUCUGCUGCCUUGACAGUAUCCUGACCGUCGACCGUUUUCUCUCCGAGGACGAAAAGCACAAAGCCUCUCAGCUCGAGAAGCGCACAGGUGGAAAUGUUCGUAACCUCCUCGACGUAUUCAAGCAGCUUUCCGCGAACACGCCUUUAACACUACUCGCGGCAUUGCCCUCCGCCAAUUCAUCAGAGACCAAACGCAUCCAAGACUCCCUAGGUUCAGCAGUCAACUUCGAACAUUGCUUCUUUAGAGAGCAGACGGACGAUGCGCCAUUCAGCUGGAUUAUCAAGAAUUCUGCCACUGGAAGUCGCACCGCUGUGGGAUACAAUACCGUCCGCGAUAUGACGUUGGAGGAAUUCAAGGACGCUGCGGAUCGCAAUGCCUCUAUAUCGCCCCUUUACCACUUCGAGGGGAGAAUACCAGAAGUGUCUCUCCAAUGCAUCCGGUACCUCCGCGACAAGUACCCUCAUGCCAAAAUCAGUGUCGAAGUAGAAAAGCCCGGUCGACCCGCCCUUCAAGAAAUGGCGAGGCUAGCCAACAUUGUCUUCUACUCCAAGAGCUGGGCUGAGGCGAACGGUUUCACAUCAGCAGAAGAAUGUCUCCGCUCCCAGCCUGCAAUUCCAAUGUUCGCUAAAUACCUCUGCAUCACGUGGGGCGCAUCAGGCGCCAGCGUGCUCACCCUGCCGGAUCAGAAAUACUUCUCCACGCCCGCCUUCAAGGUCGAAGGCAAAGAGGUCAUCGACACAAUCGGCGCAGGCGACACAUUCACAGCCGGCCUCCUCUACGGUCUCUACUUCCACCACCCCAAAUCCAACCAUCCCGACCAUGUCUGGACGACCCACGAGGCCCUCAAAUUCGCAAACGAGCUCGCAGGCCGAAAAGUCGUGCAAGAAGCGUACGCUGGGCUUGGCGAAGCCAUGAAGGCACGGGUGAAGGAACUAGAUGAAGAGGCCUGCAAUAGGACUCAUGUGUAA